Messenger RNA from Iphiclides podalirius (scarce swallowtail), 600 nucleotides. The record is from the annotation of a GenBank genome assembly. Lineage: Eukaryota; Metazoa; Arthropoda; Insecta; Lepidoptera; Papilionidae.
AUGGGUAGGUUCAGGGGCGGCGCGGUGCGGCCGCGUGCCAACUCUCGUCACUUGACAAAUGAUUACGGACGAAUGACGCUACUGCGGCCGAUCGAUGUAGCUAGUUCAUCGGUCAUAUGGGCAUCCGUUGAACAAGGUUACGUAAAAAAUUUUGAUGUCUUACAAACUUUGGGACGUGUCUCGCGCUGCGUUUCGCGUCGCGUUGCGCGCUGCGUUUCUCGUCGCGUUUCGCGCUGCGUUUCGUUGAGCGUGUUCCCUUUCUUCGCGCGAUCACGUGACCUUGGCGAACGCGAGCGGAGCGUCGCAUGCGACGGCCGCCUCCGCGGCUCUUUCUCCUUCUGUUUACUUUGGCAUUCGCUAUCUGCGCACUCGAGUAUAGCAAACCCGCCUCUGCUGACUGUUUACAUGUUCAUUCACGAGCGUCUGCGUGUGCGAGCCUGUGCGUACACAUGCAAGGCGCCCGUGUGUGCGUUGCGCCUGCGCAAACCAGUCGACGGUCGGCGUAGCGAGCCCCUUUGUUUGUUGACAAGCCGCGCGGGCCAGUUUUGUUUGCGGGCGGACGCAGUGCUAGACGGACGUGUCGAGCGCGCUCCCGUGCUU